Messenger RNA from Sinocyclocheilus anshuiensis, 1612 nucleotides. RefSeq names its product leucine rich repeat containing 73 (gene lrrc73). Bases 174 to 1139 code for a protein of 321 amino acids. The transcript is spliced from 6 exons. Gene Ontology annotation, molecular function: protein binding. The record is from RefSeq and is a predicted model, not a curated record. NCBI's taxonomy places the organism in Eukaryota, Metazoa, Chordata, Actinopteri, Cypriniformes, Cyprinidae.
UCCUCCAGCAUGUCGGGAGGCAAACGCACAAGACGCUGAAGCAGACCGCAGCAUCAGCAGCACCACACCUUCCUUCCUUCCGCGAUAUUCCGAGCCUGGCGCACCGGAUUAGACGCCGCGGAUCCGACCUCCAGGAUCCAUAAUGCCGGUUAAUCGAGUUUGACACCACCGAAAUGCUGCCGGGCUCUAUUCAGAUCACGGGAGAGGCGCUGUCCGGCGCGGAGAUCAAAGACAUAUGCGACAGUCUGAAGGAGAACAGCGUGCGGCUGCUGUCGGUGCGCGGCUGCCAGCUGUCUGACCGGGACUUCGGCCGCGUGUGUCGCGGCGUGGCGGAGUCGCACUCUCUCGCGCAGCUCAACCUCAACCUCGGCGUGGUGUCCACCAUCGGCCGGACCAAGCAGCUGGCAGAUGCUCUGAAGGCCAACAGAUCCGUCCAGACCCUCUUUCUCCACGGAAGUCCACUUUUAGAUGCAGGACUGGUCACCCUGAAUGGAGCCCUCUCCACUCACCCCUCACUGGUGUCCUUGGAUUUGGGGGACUGCAUGCUGGGAGAUGAGGCAGUUCGCCUCAUUUGUGGCAUGCUUCCUCCGGAUGGAGCCAAAUCAGGGCUUAAAGAGCUUACACUGAGUGCCAACCCAGCCGUCAGCACGCAGGGUUGGGCUCGACUGGCCAUCGCCGUGGCUCAUAGCUCACAGUUACGGGUCCUCAACCUCGACUACAAUCCCUUAGGGGAUCACAUCGCUGGGAUGCUGGCUGUCGCUGUUGCAUCCAGUCGAACUCUUGAAGUUCUGGACUUGGAGGGAACCAGCCUCACCAAUCAGUCAGCACAGGUCUUCCUAGACAUGGUGGAGAACUACCCCACCAGCCUGCGUGUGCUGGUUCUAGCUGAGAAUGACAUCAGCCCUGAGCUGCAGCAGCAAAUCUCAGAUCUCCUCUCUGAAGGCGAGGAGGACGAGGAUAAAGAUGGAGAGGCGCGCGGACGCUUGGUGACCCCCAGGGAGAAACCAGCCUGGGUUCCCCACAGCAUAACUGGUUCUAAGAGGCUGGGGCAAAAGGGAAGUACAGAAAUUGACAUUACUCAUGCAUUAUUUAGGAGAGAUCAUUUCUACUUACGAAAUAGAAAUAUGAAUUUCUUAUAAGGGCCAAGUUGUGAGUUCUCUGUCCUGUAUAUCCUAAAGUCAUUCGACUUAGAGGUUAUUAUUAGCAAGGUUAAAUCUGAAAGGAAUAGUUCGGCUGAAAAUGAUCAUUCUAUCAUCACUCACUCACUCCAAACCUAUUUGACUUUCUUUUCUACGCAAAAGAUGAGUUUUUGGAAGCAAAUCCUGGUCAUUCCUUUCCAUAAAAUGAAAGUGAAUGGGGACUUGGAGGUAACAAAAAAAAUCACCUUAAAAGUAUCAAAGAAGUACUCUAUUUCACGAAAACCAAUGCUGUCAAUAGUGUCGAUGCCCCAUUUUUACAGAAAGACUGUUAUACUCAAUGAUUUUCAGAAAAAUAGCCUACAUUUUUUUUAUACGUUAAUGAUUUUUGGUACAUUCCACAGAAGUCGAAUGGAUUACUUUUUUUGGUACUUUAAUGUUUUUUUUUUUUGUCAUUUUGGAGCCUGAAAGACCCA